Cladocopium goreaui is the source of this 446-nucleotide messenger RNA. The record is from the annotation of a GenBank genome assembly. Lineage: Eukaryota; Dinophyceae; Suessiales; Symbiodiniaceae.
CAUCCCUUUGGUGAUCGAGAAACCAGGUUUGAUGCUUUAUUUCCUGGCCAUCAUUCUGAUUUUGCCCAUCACGCUCAUGAAUCUGGUCACAGCAGUGCUGGUUGAAAAUGGAAUGACUGCAGCGCAGAAGGAAGCAGAAUUCGAGACGAAGGCGCGGAGCGAUGAAAUGAAAUCCGCUGUCUUGCAGCUUCUGGACAUCUUCACCAAGUUGGACAUCAAUCACAACGGCGCGCUGACACGCUCUGAGUUGGUCAAGAUGCCCGCGAAUGCUAUUCCGCGUGACCUCCUAGAUGCCUUGGCCGUCGAGGACCUAACCGAUCUCUUCGAUGUUCUGGAUGUCGACCGGACAGGCGAGAUUUCUCAGCAGGAAUUUGUGGAUGGAGUCCUGCAGAUGGUGGUGCGAGACGUUCCUGCAGAGACCAUGAGAGACUUUUCGGCCAUGGGCG